This is a messenger RNA of Rubroshorea leprosula, 1882 nucleotides long. The record is from the annotation of a GenBank genome assembly. NCBI's taxonomy places the organism in Eukaryota, Viridiplantae, Streptophyta, Magnoliopsida, Malvales, Dipterocarpaceae.
CUCUUUCUCUCUCUCUCAAACAGUAAAGCUCCCUGCUUUUCUAAUUUUCCAAAACAUUAACAAAUAAUUAAAUGAAAUUCUGCUUAUUAUAAUCCCCACAAAAGAACUUUGCAUUACUAAGUUGAGCUUAAAUCACCUGCAAUACUGGAUUCAAAUUUUCUUUUUUAAUCUCUCUGUGCCUUUAAUGGCCUCUCAUUCUCUCUCCCUUCUAGCACACUGUUUCUAUAUAAUCUCAGCUCUCUCCUCUUUAACUCCCAUCUCUAGGGCUUCAGUCUCUAGAGAAGACCAUAACCGUCCCCUCUUUUUGCUUACUUUGACUUGACUCCAACCCCUAAGGGGAAUUUGAAGGCUUAGGAAGAUUUAUCAUCAUGUCAAAAGACAAAGAAAUAAACGAUGAAGAAGGAAGAGAGGAUUUGUUUGGUGAUCGUGAGAAUCCUGGUGAGAAAGGGAUGCUGGCUGAGGAUGUCAAUUAUGGUCUUAUGUGUAGCUCUCACUCGCCCCCAUGUCAAAAGGUGCGGCUUUGUGAGACAAAUCAGGGUACGGACCUGAACUAUGAUGGAUUUUGUUCCAGUGAGGGAAAGCUUGGUUAUUCCUCAGGUGCAGAACCUCAGGAUGCAGAUUACUCCUAUAUUCCCUCGCUCAGUAAUGAGCUAGAGGUUUUGAUUUUGGCUCGGGUCCCCAGAGAGGAACACUGGAAAUUCUAUUUGCUAAACAAAUAUUUCUUACAACUGUUAAGAAACGGUGAGUUGUUCAAGAUCAGGAGGGAAAUUGGGUUGAAGGAAUCAACUGUGUUUAUGUUGCCAAUGGGGGACCGUUAUUGGUGGGCAUUUGAUGGGCAAUUCAAAUCUUGGAGAAAGCUGCCAAGGUUACCAGCAGAUGACUGCUUUAGGGAUGGUGAUAAGGAAUCAAUUUCUGCUGGCAGCCAUUUGAUUGUUUCAGGCAAGGAGAUGGAAGGCACUGUUGUCUGGAGAUUUGAGUUGGAAACAAAUAGAUGGUCUAGGGGUCCUGGCAUGAUAAACCCCCGAUGUCUGUUUGCAUCAGCUACCUGCGGCACCUAUGCUUUUGUAGCUGGCGGGAAAGUAAUAGGGUUUGAAGGUGAUUUCAAAGUUGUUGAUUCUGCAGAGAAAUAUAAUCCGGAGACAAAAUCAUGGCAUCCACUUCCAAGGAUGCACCGGCAGAGGGAGUUGUGCUCUGGUUGCUUCAUGGACAACAAGUUUUAUGUGAUUGGAGGAAAAAAUGAGAAGGGAAACUAUCUCACUUGUGGAGAGGCCUACGAUAAUGAGAAGGGCUUGUGGGAGUUGAUUCCGAACAUGUUGGAAGGUAUUCCACUUCAACGCUGUCAAUCUCCACCUCUAAUUGCUGUUGUAAACAAUGAGCUUUAUUCACUUGAAACCUUGUCUAACGAGCUGAGGUUGUAUUUGAAGAGCAGCAAGACAUGGAAAAACUUAGGGCCUGUCCCUUUUAGUGCUGGUUCGGCAGGAGGAUGGGGAGUGGCUUUUAAGUCUCUUGGCAAGGAGCUGCUGGUGAUCGGUCCAUCCUUUGGUGGUCCCAUGCCUAUAUACACAUGCUGCCCUCAGCCUGAUGCUGAUGAACUUAAGUGGACGCAUGUAGAAUGUGACAGAUGUGGCCUCAAUCAGUUUAUUCUGAACUGUUGUGUGAUGGUAGCUUGAAUGUAACCUCAUAAGCUGUAACUCUGCAAUUUGUAGAGAUAUUCUAUAGGAUCUUCUGAUCUAAAUAAAUGUGGGGAUGUGUAAUAAAACAUUCAGAAUUUUCCGAUAAUGUGAUGUUUGGGAUUUCUCCCGUUGCCUGCUUAAUUACACUAGUGGUGAUGAGAACCGUAAGAAGUUGUAAGAAGUUUCCCUAAGAAAAGACUUAUGAUGCA